Molecule: messenger RNA, 6224 nt
Organism: Macaca mulatta (Rhesus monkey)
Lineage: Eukaryota; Metazoa; Chordata; Mammalia; Primates; Cercopithecidae
Gene: GPHB5
Product: glycoprotein hormone subunit beta 5
Biological process (GO): G protein-coupled receptor signaling pathway; regulation of thyroid hormone receptor signaling pathway
Cellular component (GO): extracellular region; cytoplasm
Molecular function (GO): hormone activity
Source: RefSeq, a predicted model, not a curated record
UUUUUUCCACCCAUGGGAAGCAUAAUGCUAAUUAAUUUGACCCUUGGGCAGAGCAUUGUGUAUUUUGAGAACACAGUGUGGAAAAGCAUAUUAGAGCAUGCACAUCUUUUCUAAACUCUUAAGAGAUGGUUUUAAGUGAUGCAGCAAACAGCUUAGUUCCUGUGGACUCUCAUUUCAUACCUGUGCAAGACCGUGGAUGCUCAGGGAGCAUUGUUUGGCUUAGUUUGACUCCAUAUUUGGUCAGAACUGAAAUUGAGUGUUUGUGAAGAUUUAUUAAUAUAUUGAAAUUUGCAACUGUGAUAAAGCUUUUACCCUCAAAAUAUGAGAUUUGGACUUUAAAAAUUAAGCCUAAUACUUUAGAUUUUUUCUUCUACUGAAAACAUGUUGUUAAUUUUAGUGUCAGAUUAAAGCACCCCAAGUUGGCUGGGAAAGCAAGGUUGGUGCUUACCUAUGUCCUGGUUUCAGAAUGCUAGUGAGGUCUCAUAGUCCCCAAAGACUUUGCUUCUUCUCUUCUCAGACUCACAUUUUUUUUUUUCACCUCUAAUACCUUGGAAAUCAGGAUAUGCUUAACAACUGCUGGUGUGAUAUAAUUUUUUAUUGGCAGCUUUUUAUUUCUUAGUGGUACACAUAAUAAUGAUGCAUUUCCAGGGAGGGAAAGAGAAACAACAAUUAUUGCCUGCUUAUCAUGUAUCAAGCCCUGUGAGAAGGUGGCAUCCAUACACCAUUCUCCUUUCCUACACCCAGGAUGAAGUGGAUGGGCCACUGCCCUUUGCCUUUAGAAUGACUUCAGCUGCCUUCUUUAAGAAGUAAUAUAAAUUACUGUGAGAAGUAAUUUAUAGACAUUAUUUUGUAGAAUCCUCACAUGACCCCUAUGAUGGAGGUAUUUUUAAUUUUGUAGGAAACUGAGACUCAGGUGGGCUACCAGACCUGUCCAAGAUCAUAAGUUGGCCAGUGUCAGAAUCAAGAUUUCAGUACAAUGUGGCCAACUUUAUGGUUGUGUAACCUUCUGCACUCUCUUUCUGACUUGUCCUCAGCUUCUUGUGCUCAUAAAAUAGUCUAUAAAUAUUUAAAUUCUGGAACUGGGAAGGGCCUUGGGAGUCACAGGGUCCAACCCCACUGUGUUACAGAUGAAGAAACUGAGGCUCAGAGAAGUGACUUGCUCAAGGUAGUCCCAAAGGAGAUUGUGCCACUGAGAAUCCGCAUGGCUGCGGGAGGGAAGGGAGUGUUUCAGGCUCUGUUAGUGUCUCCAUCUCCUGCACACAGUGUGCACCCCAGGAUUUCCCCACUUGGGACCGCCUUCCCUGGACCAGGCCUCAGUUUCUCAGUCACCCCUCUGAGGCACUAACACUUGGCUCAUUCCUCUGGAGUCACGAUCCCCCUGGAAUUCAAGAUGAUUACUCACGUACACCACUUCUCCUUUCUUUCUACCCCUAGUGAACCUAUACCUUGUGCCUCACCCUCCAAGGUGACAAUAAAUCCAUGUAAAUAUGAUCAUGGAACAAAAGGAGAGAAGAUUCUCCAGAGUCUAUCCUUGGAGACAUUACUCAUAUGUUUCUUUGCUACCUCAAGAGAGGGGCUUUAAUGGUGGGAACUUCAACGUAGAUUGAAGGGAAGGUGGCAGGCACAUGCACACUAUGGUGCAGAGAUAUUCCGUGGGUAGCAGGGCGUUUAUUAGCCUUUGAAGUCACACCACAAACUCUCACUCUGCCCAUAGAGAGGUGCGACACAGCCUACAUUGCAAAAGGUGGCAUCCAUACACCAUUCUCCUUUCCUACACCCAGGAUGAAGUGGAUGGGCCACUGCCCUUUGCCUUUAGAAUGACUUCAGCUGCCUUCUUUAACACAACAUUCCAGGUAGCCGCUUCCCAUUAACUGUAGUUGGUUCCAGGGAUGAAAUAGACCCAUUUGCCAUUCCCAGUGUUGUUGAAGGCUUUGGAAGCAGGCAGGUUACAAAACGAUUGAGUUUCUAUUUCUUCCAAUGUAAAAACAAGAAAAUAAUAAUUGACUUAAAGAAUUGUUGUAAGGUCUAGAGAUAACAUAUGUAAGAGCACAGCAGACUCCAUGGUACCUGGCACAUAGUAGAUGCUUAGUGACUCUAAAUUGUCGUUCUUAUAAAGUUAAUGCUGACAGGGUGGAAUGCAUGAUGCCACACCUCUGCAUUAUAAAUAAGUUGGGGACUGUGAAAGAAAGAUGCUCUUGGCCUUUGUAGUCUGUCUUUAUUUUGUGACUCUGCAGACACAAGUGUGUAUGUUUCAGGUCUAAAAGGGUUGAGCAGCCGUCUUCAGAAACAGCCCAGGAUGGCAGCUCACUGCCAGUUGGCUAGCUCUUGGCCAGCAAGUUAGGAAGAUCAGGCCAGCUGAGCAGUCCGUCCCCAGAGUACUCCAGUUCUGGUUAUGCUACUCACAGGCUGAAGGGCUGAAGAAAGUCCUUUAUUCCAAGCCAGUUCAAUUUUCUAUAAAACACGUGUAAUAAUUCUGGUCUAGAGAGAGGGGUGGCAAAUUGAUGGACUCACCGGGCAUUGUUAUCUGUUUUGAAAAUGAAAUCUACGAUGAGCAGCACAUGUAUUUAAAGAACACUUUCCUUUGCAGAAAAUGGAAAUGGUUUAACUUCUUCACUUUGUUUCACUAGUUAGUUAGUGUGCAUCUUCAAUGUCUCUGCCUAUGUCAUUAUUUACUAUGAUAUUGAAACUCCUAAGGACAAAGAUGAUGUCUGCUUCAUUUACUUUUUAGAGCAUCCAGAAAAAUGCCAUGAACAAGUACAUUUUUAAUCCACUCAUACGCUGUUAUUGUAGAUUGAAAUAUAAACUAUAUCCCAUUCUCCAAAAAGUAUUUUGUUCUUAUUUUAAUCAUUUAAGACCAAAAAUCUGAUGAAACAUCUCUAUCAGAGCAGCACUGAAUGUCCUUACAGUCAGAACAAAUGCAUGCCUGUUGGUUUAUUUUAAUUUUAAAAUGUUCAUAUUGACUGACUCUCUAUUACAAAAGUCUGCCCAAUGUAGAACAUGUGAAAAAUGCUGAAAACCAUGUAAAAGAACUGAAAAGUUUUCUUUAAUUCCCAUGCUGGAAGAUAAUCACUUGGAACAUCCUGGUAUUUUUUCCUAAAUGAUUCAUUUUAAGGUGAUAUUGAUAUCAUCUAAUUCUUAGCUAGUUUUAAGACUUUCAACAUGUUUCUUCUCACUGUGAUUUCCAUCUUUUCAGGUAGUGAUCCUGCAUUCUUUCCAGCAAGAAUUAUUGUUUUGUUAUUUUUCAGUGUAUUGAAACAUGUUGUCAGUUAAAGGAAAGGGUUUGCCAUGAGCUGCUAGUCACUUACCCAUUUCAAAGGAAACUUGUGGUUACCAUGAAGGAAAAUUUAAUCCAUCUGCCACAAUGCAUUUGUUCUCUUGAGAACCAGGUGGAACUACCGCUGACUAUUUCCUUAGGAUUAUGCCACCCACCAAGGUAACUUUCUGUUUCAGCAGGUGAUGUGGAGAAACAAAACAACACCCUUUAAGUUAAUCAGUUUUGGAAAAUAGAGACUGGCUUUCUAUUCCAUGGCUUUGAUGUGUUUAGUAGUUCCUGUAAGGAUCUGCCUCUCUUUUGUUUUGAUUGACAAGACCUUUUCUAUAUAUUUGAGCAAUCAAGCAGCCCAGUAACAGAAGGUAGAGACAUUUACCCAGAGCAAACUUCUACCAUUCAUUGUGACUCCCUGAAAUCUUAGUGCAAGUUUCAGCUCUAAAAGAAGCGUUGGCUCCUGCAAGAUUAGGUAAGUGCUUCUCCAUAUUUGUAACCUCAUUCCAGAGGAGGGGAAGCCCAGAGAACUUGCUAUAGCAAGGUCAGAAGUAGGAACUGUGAAAAUAAUGAAUUCAGUGGGGGGUAAGGGUCCAUGAAUGCCAUAUCCUUUAUACUUCAGAAUCCAGGUGAGUUCUGUCUAGUGGGCCAGGCAUGAAGGGGGUUGAUUCUGGCUCCUGAAAGAGCACGGGGAAUGACCAAGACCCAGAGAGGAUGGACUUGACAGUGGAUUGAGGUUAUGUUUUAAAUAACUCCUAUGCUUUCCAUCAUUUGGAUUUAAAUUGAAUGUUAAGUAGGUGCUGUUGCAGUGGAAGUCUAGAGCAGAACCAAUUUACAGUGAGUAGGACACAUUUAUGAAUGGCCACCAACUCAGAUGAUAGGUUUCAUGAUAUUUUCUGCAUAUCCAUGUUUAGUGGUGAGUUGGUUUAGUAGCGAUGCAUAUAGGGAAUACUGUUAUUAAUAUUUACCUCCCAAAUCAUUCCCCAUCAUGACACUGAAAAUAUAGUUUUGAGCAAAGUAUGUAACAUGGCACCCAAAUACCCUGGACCUGAAUAAAAAUAAUUUAUAUGUAUUCAUGUAUUCUGUUGGAUUAUGGAUUAGUUUUGGUGUUACUCAUAUUUUAUGUUUAUUUUGGAAAGACCACUGGGACAAACUUCUUCAGCACACAAGUCAACUGCAGCAGUUAAGUUACAAUAAGGAAAAGCCUGAGAAUGCACUUGGAGGGUGGGCAUCUAGAGAGGGCCAUGGAAUCCACACUGGCACCAGUUACAGGAAUCGCUGGAUGCCUGUGUUGGAGUUUGUGGGCAUUUACAAUUUCUGGGCUCAUUUUCCCUGAAAUGCUAGAAGCAAGGUCCCUUUGAUAGCGACCAAUGCAUGGUUGACUGUGCCAUUGAGGGCAGCCAGAUCUGUUAAACUCUAUCCUUUCCCUCUCCGGAAGAGCAGCAUGAAGCUGGCAUUCCUCUUCCUUGGCCCCAUGGCCCUCCUCCUUCUGGUUGGCUGUGGCUGUGUCCUUGGCACCUCCAGUGGGAACCUGCGCACCUUUGUGGGCUGUGCCGUGAGGGAGUUUACUUUCCUGGCCAAGAAGCCAGGCUGCAGGGGCCUUCGGAUCACCACGGAUGCCUGCUGGGGUCGCUGUGAGACCUGGGAGAAACCCAUUCUGGAACCCCCCUAUAUUGAAGCCCAUCAUCGAGUCUGUACCUACAACGAGACCAAACAGGUGACCGUCAAGCUGCCCAACUGUGCCCCGGGAGUCGACCCCUUCUACACCUAUCCCGUGGCCGUCCGCUGUGACUGCGGAACCUGCUCCACUGCCACCACGGAGUGUGAGACCAUCUGAGGCCCGCAUGGUCUGCAGAGCGCAGCUAGCAGCCUCAGCCUCACAGACCCACCUGUGUGAGCAGCACAUGCAGUUAUACUUCCUGGAUGCAAGACUGUUUAAUGUCGACCAUACCCAUGGAGGAGGUUACCUGUUGACCCUGAGGUCCAGCUCAGACAAAAGGCCCAAAUGCAGCCUACUGAUGCUAAAAAUUCGAAACAAUAUUCAUGCCUUCACCAAAAUAAUUUCUCCAGUUCACAUACCUGCAAAUUAAUUUUUCUUUGCCUUGAGUCUUGGAACAUAAUUUGUGUAUCACAAUCCUCCCCCAAUUUGGACUUAUAAUAUGCUAAUGAUUUAAACACAUUGGAUGUAAUUAGAAAAUGGGGCUGGAAAGUCUUUAAAUUCUCAUGUUCUAUUUAACCACUGAUCUCCAACCGGAUUUAUGAUUAAAGGGCUAGAAAUGAACAAAACCCAUGUACUAGUCUUCCUCACCCCCAAGGAAUUCCAACUGCAAGCUUCUUUAGGGAAAAUGCUCCCUUCCCCUUUUAACUGAGCAAUUAUCUACACAAGAAAUAAGACUGUUCAGAUAUACAAAGAGAGCAGCUUCAAUGAAGAGAUGUUUGGAUUUGGAUAAUUAUUUUCCCUAGCAAAAUUCCCUAAACUCCCUUAAGAGCCUUAAUAAAGAGGCUAUGGUGGGAUUGAAAGAAAAAAAAUACCCAGAAAUAAAAUAUGUAACUAAUAGCUAUCUCAUUUAGCCUUAAAAAGUUAUUAAACUCACGUUUUAGAGUAUGAUGUUCUCCCAAAGCUAUGGCAAAAUGGCCAAUCACAUGUAUUCUUCCCGAUUUAUCAUAUUUUAAAUUUAAGUUGUAACUUACUAAACUCUGAAAUUUUACAUGCUUUUAGGGGUAAAACUGCAUCGCUGGCUCAGAGGAAAAAGUCUGUGAUUUUCUAGCUCCUGCCUUCUCUGAAAUCUUACAGUAGCUAAUUCUGUGGCUGGAAAAAACCUCCAGAACUCUAAUGUUAUGCAAAUGUCUUUAAUUCUGGCAUUUUUUGGGGUUGAAUUUAACCUUGUUCCUUUUUCAUAAUGUGCCAGGAAAACCUAUAUUAAUGCCAAUAAAGCAUGUCCUCUGUCUUUUGAAUUCAUGA